This is a messenger RNA of Talaromyces amestolkiae, 1698 nucleotides long. RefSeq lists its product as uncharacterized. Gene Ontology annotation, biological process: transmembrane transport. The record is from RefSeq and is a predicted model, not a curated record. Lineage: Eukaryota; Fungi; Ascomycota; Eurotiomycetes; Eurotiales; Trichocomaceae. Gene Ontology annotation, cellular component: membrane. The coding region runs from base 1 to 1698 and encodes 565 amino acids. Gene Ontology annotation, molecular function: ATP binding; ABC-type transporter activity; ATP hydrolysis activity. The transcript has a single exon.
AUGGUCUACGUACCUGUUCAACUGGGCAUGAUCACCAAUACCCUGACUCAGGAGAAGACUCUACCGUGGCAGCAGAUUACAACCUUCGUUCUCCUGAGACUACUCGACUCAAGCGGUGGUGUUUCAGCUCUCAGAGCAUAUAUGUGGAUGCCAUUGGAGCAGUACACAUACCAGAGGAUAGCAGUAAAUGGCUUCAACCAAGUCAUGGAUCUUUCGUGCGACUUCCAUGACGACAAAAGCUCGGGUUCGGUGUGGCAUGCGAUUAACCGAGGAACAAUCAUUCAGAAUGUGGUUCGCAAGGUGCUUUUUCAAUUCGUACCAAUGAUUUCUGACCUAUUCAUUGCGGUAACUGUCCUACACGUCACCUUUGGCCCAUAUAUGGGCCUCAUCACUGCAGCAAUGAUAGGGCUUUUCUUAUGGUCUUCUAGCACUAUAUCGAAAUUUCAGAAAGCAAAACGGAAGAGAUACAUUUCAUCUAUCAGGAAGGAAGUCAAUAUCCGUUGUGAAGCAACGAAUAAUUGGCUCACUGCCACCUAUUUCAACAAGAUUGAUUACGAAAAGCAUCGCCAUUUUUCUGCAGUCAAGGAUCGUCUCGGCUCUGAACUAUCCGUCCGUCGAUGGUUGCGCACGGAGAAUUUUGUGCAAUCGUCCAUUCUAUCACUAGGCUUGAUAUUCGCCUGUUUCAUAGCUAUUUAUCAAAUCUCUAACGGCACGAGACCAAUUGGAAGCUUUCUUAUGCUGCUUGGUUAUUGGGCCCAGCUCUCUAGCCCACUUGAAAUAUUCUCCAACGGACUCACAUCUAUCACGCUCGACUUGGUAGAUGCUGAGGAGUUCAUGGCUCUCUUGAAGAGGGUACCGUCCAUCACAGAUAGUUCCGGCGCAAGUAAAAUACAAGCCCAGGCAGGCGUUGUCAGCUUCAGCGACGUGUCGUUUUCUUAUGACAAGAAACGUCACGCGCUCAAUGGGGUUACAUUUGAGGCCCAGCCAGGGCAGACAGUGGCAUUGGUUGGAGAAACUGGGAGCGGCAAGUCGACUACCUUGAAGCUUUUACUUCGCCUCUAUGAUCCGGACUGUGGGUCUAUUGAGAUCGAUGAUCAAAAUAUCUCUCAUGUUUCACUUCAAAGCUUACGAGAUGCUAUCGGAGUUGUCCCUCAAGACCCUGCGCUUUUCAACGAUACCUUGCUCAACAACUUGAAAUAUGCAGACGAAUCCGCCACUCUUGAGGUCAUUCAUCGUGCGUGCACAGCGGUAAGACUUCAUGAACGAUUUCUCAGCUUUCCAGAUGGUUAUGAAACCAUAGUAGGUGAACGAGGUAUCAAGCUUUCAGGAGGAGAACUUCAGCGGGUAGCAAUAGCUCGAGUCCUAAUCAAGGAUCCCAGUAUUGUGUUACUGGACGAAGCAACAAGCGCUGUAGACAGCGAGACCGAAGCGUACAUCCAACAGAGCCUAGCUCAACUUACUAAGGGGAGGACGACAUUGGUGAUUGCACAUCGUCUAUCGACGAUUGUCAAAGCAGAUCAAAUACUUGUUUUCAAAAACGGAAGUAUAGUCGAACGAGGAACACAUCAAAGUCUCAUCAAGCGGAAUGGCUACUAUUGUCGGCUGUGGAAGCAGCAGGUCGGUGCCGAUACAAAGACAAACGGAUCAGCCCUAAAGCCUGAGGCUCCGGAAUUUGUUCCUAUGGGGAUGAUGAAAUGA